Messenger RNA from Nerophis lumbriciformis (worm pipefish), 3903 nucleotides. It is a transcript of the gene gucy1a2, whose product is annotated as guanylate cyclase 1, soluble, alpha 2. Gene Ontology annotation, cellular component: guanylate cyclase complex, soluble. The record is from RefSeq and is a predicted model, not a curated record. NCBI's taxonomy places the organism in Eukaryota, Metazoa, Chordata, Actinopteri, Syngnathiformes, Syngnathidae. Gene Ontology annotation, biological process: response to oxygen levels; cGMP biosynthetic process. Gene Ontology annotation, molecular function: heme binding; guanylate cyclase activity.
GACGGACGGCCGCGCGGCGCACGGAGCGGAGCAUCUAAGCGGCGCGCAAAAGGACGCGGACGCGACAAGGUUGUCGCAGCGGACGAGGAGCGCGGGAAGCGCGCGCACAUCUGCUGGGAUUGUUUUUUUUCUUCUCUUCACAAUUUACUCCUUUUUAUGUCGGAAUUACACGGCUCGGGUUGACAUUUUAUGUAUUUUUCUUGACAUUUUUACCCCCCCCCAACCCGGAUGGUGACAUUAUUUUUUUAAAGAAAUAAAAAUAGUAUCGACUCCACCGUGUUUAAGCUAGCUAGCAUGAAAUGCUACCUGGAUAUUUUGGCGUCUCUUUGGAGUGUUUAUGGUGGAAAACGCCGGGACAUUUUUUUUUUUUUACGAAAGUGACACCCUUGACCUCCUUACGUAAAUGUUAGCGUGACAUUAGUUGCCGGUUCAAAGCCCCUUUUUCCCCUCCUCCCGCCCAAUACACGGUCCGACUCACCUGAGCGCGCGCACGACUCAUAAUUGUGUGCGCGCGCACCGUCUGAUGAGUCCCGGUUCGCCGCCGAUACGAGAUAUCGUCACCGUCCUCUUCCCUCGCCGCCAUGUCGUCGUCGUCGCGCAAGAUUUCCUCGGAGUCGUUCAGCAGCUCGGUGGGCUCCGACUGCGGACUGGAGAGCCCCGGGGGGGACGGCGGGCUGCUGCUGCUGGAGCCGGCCGAGGAGCUCCGCGGAUGCCCCUUCUCCUCCGCCGCCUCCUCCGCCCACAGACCGCUGCUCUGGAACGGCCGCAGCCCCGCCGCCGACAGGCUGGCGUGUCCGGCGGGCGACGACAAGCCCGCAGCCGGCGUGCCCCACAAGAGGGCGACCCGGCGGAGGAGGGUGAACCUGGACUCGCUCGGAGAGAGCCUGAGGCGGCUGACCUCCCCCACGACACAGACUGUUCAAGAGGCUCUACAGAGAACUCUGAAGUUUUACAGACAACGAGACAUCAGGUGUCCGGACUCCAGCAGGCAAAGUGAAAGUAAGGAAGACAAGUGCCCUUUUCUAGAAAAUUCUGGCUCGGAAGAGGACGUUCUUCAAAUCCUGAACUACAUGGCCACCAUCCUCGGAGUGCCAUUCUUUUUGCUGCGCGAGCACUUUGGCGAGGAGUUCUUCGGCCUGUGCUUUGAGGAGAACGAACGCGUGCUGAGGGCGGUGGGCGGCAACCUCCAGGACUUUUUCAACGGCUUCGACGCCAUCCUGGAGCGCAUCCGGGCCUCCACGGGCCGCCGCGCCUCGUCCGAGAGCCCGUCCUUCCAGUGCAAGGACCCCCGCGUGGAGGAGAAGAGUCGCAGGAAACUGGACAAAGUGCGAGGCGGCGGGGGGAAGUCGCUGCUGCUGCACUGCUUCAACCCCGCGCCCGUGGUGGGACUCGUCAUGCCGGGAAUUAUCCGAGCCGUUUCCAGACGCAUCUUUCAUUCCGAAGUGGAAGUAGAAGAAGUGUCGCCGCUGACGCCCUUGUUGCCCUGUGAAGAUGGCGGUUCCGCCUCACCCACUCCCACCGCGUCCCCGUUUGCCUCACCCUCCUCCUCGCCGCCUCCUCCUUCCGCCUUCCCCAACUCCGCACCCACGGUUUGCCUGUCCUUCCAAAUUCAGGAAACGUGUCCCGCGCACCUCCUCCCCAAUGUUCGUUCUGGAGAAGCCCCUCCUUCGCUGUCCAACAACCCCAGCGACCUGCGCAUCAGCCUGGCCACCUUCUGCCGUGCCUUCCCCUUCCAUUUUGUCCUGGGCCCUCGGAUGGAACUCCUCCAGCUCGGGGAAGGACUGAGGAAGCAGGCGCGCCUGGAGCCUCAUCGAAGUCUCUCGUUCAGGGACUGUUUCGAGAUAGUCUCCCCCAAGAUGGAGCUUUCCUUCCAGAGGAUCCUACUGAGUCUCGCGUCUCCUUUCACCAUCCACACCAAGCCGGACGCCACGCAGGUCGGGAACAAGGAGAAGGUCAUGGAGUUGAAGGGUCAGAUGAUCCAUCUGCCCGAGUCCUCCUCCCUGAUGUUUCUGGGCUCACCUCGUGUGGACAAGUUGGAGGAGCUCAUGGGCCGGGGCCUCCACUUGUCCGACAUCCCCAUCCACGACGCCGCGCGGGACGUCAUCCUGGUGGGCGAGCAGGCCAAAGCUCAGGACGGCCUGAAAAAGAGAAUGGACAAACUCAAGGCCACGCUGGAGCGCACUCACCAGGCACUGGAGGAGGAAAAGAGAAGAACCGUGGACCUCCUCUAUUCCAUAUUUCCGGGCGACGUGGCCCAGAAACUGUGGCAGGGUCAGCCGGUGCCCGCCCGCAAGUUCGACGACGUCACCAUGCUGUUCUCGGACAUCGUGGGCUUCACCGCCGUGUGCGCCCAGUGCACGCCCAUGCAGGUCAUCUCCAUGCUGAACGAGCUGUACACCCGCUUCGACUACCAGUGUGGCAUCCUGGAUGUUUAUAAGAUAGAAACCAUAGGCGACGCCUACUGUGUGGCGGGAGGGCUGCACAAGAAGGUGGACAGUCACGCCAAGCCCAUCGCUCUCAUGGCUCUGAAGAUGAUGGAGCUCUCUGAGGAAGUGCUCACCCCCGACGGAAGGCCUAUCAAGCUGAGGAUCGGCAUCCACACGGGUUCAGUCCUGGCCGGUGUGGUCGGAGUGAAAAUGCCUCGGUAUUGUCUGUUUGGGAACAACGUGACUCUGGCCAGCAAGUUUGAGUCAGGGAGUCAUCCCAGGUGCAUCAAUGUCAGCCCUACGACUUACCAGUUGCUGAAAGACGACCGAUCGUUUUCCUUCGUCCCUCGUUCGCGUUUGGAGCUCCCCGAGAAUUUCCCUACGGAGAUUCCAGGUACGUGUUAUUUCCUAGAAGCGGGGACGUCCCACAGCCACGCCUCGUUGACCAGCUCUCGCUCCGCGCCCCCGGCCUCUAUGAGGAAAGUGUCCUACAGCAUCGGGACCAUGUUUCUAAGAGAGACCAGUUUGUAGGCGGCACGCUACCGAGGGCCGAGGAGGCGACUACCGUGGAAGCCAUGCGACAGGCAGGACAGCAAUAACACACCUCUGUGGAUAUGCAAAAACAACUCUGGCUCACAGCUGUGGAGCGAUACAAGAUAGUGGUUUCCCACAUGGACUCACUACCGAGGACUCAAUGAGAGGAGAAACUUGAACAUAGCUUUAAGUUGAGAACGUGAGAACAAGAUCUCUUCAGAAGAAGAACCGUCCUAAUCUAGAAACUGGGAUGCUUCAGCACAAUUGGACGCCGUUGCUACAGGACUAACCAUGAACGAACGGACUGUCUUUAUGGACGGGAACAGAACUGUUGGACUGUCUUUAUGGACGGGAACGGAACUAACCAUGAACUGUCGGACUGUCUUUAUGGACAGAAACAGAACUAACCAUGAACUGUUGGACUGUCUUUGUGGAAGGGAACAGAACUAACCAUGAACUGUCGAACUGUCUUUAUGGACGGGAAUAGAACUAACCAUGAACUGUUGGACUGUCUUUAUUGACAGGAACAUAACUAACCAUGAACUGUCGGACUAUCUUUAUGGACGGGAACAGAACUAACCAUGAACUGUCGGACUGUCUUUAUGGACGGGAACAGAACUAACCAUGAGCUGUCGGACUGUCUUUAUGGACAGGAACAGAACUAACCAUGAACUGUCGGACUGUCUUUAUGGACAGGAACAGUACUAACCAUGAACUGUCGGACUGUUUCAUGGACAAGAAGGACCACAGCACACCUCGAAUCACGUCCUGGCUCACCAUGAACGUUGAUGGCGGAGCAGUUGGACGAGGUAGAGGAGAGACAGAUUAAGAGAAAAUAGUUUUGAAUAAAGCUAAUAUUUGAAAAAAAGAAUAAUGCCAAAAAAUACUCGAGCCUUUUUCUGCUUCUAACUCACAGCAAACUGUAAUCAAUAAAACAAAUCCA